Molecule: messenger RNA, 4008 nt
Organism: Budorcas taxicolor (takin)
Lineage: Eukaryota; Metazoa; Chordata; Mammalia; Artiodactyla; Bovidae
Gene: GTF3C4
Product: general transcription factor IIIC subunit 4
Exons: 5
Coding region: 1-2442 (813 amino acids)
Biological process (GO): transcription initiation at RNA polymerase III promoter
Cellular component (GO): transcription factor TFIIIC complex
Molecular function (GO): protein binding; histone acetyltransferase activity
Source: RefSeq, a predicted model, not a curated record
AUGAAUACGGCCCUGACCCGGGUGGGGCCCGCGGCCGAGAGGCCCGCGCCGCCCGAGGAGGUGGAGGGCUCCGAGACCGGCGGGAAGGAGCCGGCGGCGGACGCGGCCCCGGGGCCCAGCACGGCGUUCCGCCUCCUGGUGACUCGGCGCGAGCCCGCGGUGAGGCUGCAGUACGCGGUGAGCGGCCUGGAGCCGCUGGCGUGGUCCGAGGACCACCGCGUGUCGGUGUCCACCGCCCGCAGCAUCGCCGUGCUGGAACUCAUCUGCGACGUGCACAACCCGGGCCAGGACCUGGUUAUCCACCGCACGUCGGUGCCCGCGCCUCUCCACAGCUGCUUCCUCAAAGUUGGCUCGAAAAGGGAGGUUGCCGAGUGCAAACAGAGGUUUGCCACCUCUGAAGACCCCACAGUCAGUCAGACUUUCAUGUUGGACAGGGUGUUCAACCCUGAGGGGAAGGCUCUGCCACCGCUGAGAGGGUUCAAGUACACUAGCUGGUCCCCCGUGGGCUGUGACGCUAACGGCAGGUGCCUGCUGGCCGCACUGACCAUGGACAAUCGCCUGACCAUCCAGGCUAACCUCAACAGACUGCAGUGGGUCCAGCUGGUGGACCUGACGGAGAUUUACGGAGAGCGUCUCUAUGAGACCAGCUACAGGUUCUCCAGAAAUGAGGCCCCAGAGGGCAGUCUCAGGGACUUCGCCGAGUUUCAGAGGCGACACAGCAUGCAGGCGCCGGUGCGGAUGGAGUGGUCGGGCAUCUGCACCACCCAGCAGGUCAAGCACAACAACGAGUGCCGCGACGUGGGCAGCGUGCUCCUGGCGGUCCUCUUCGAGAACGGGAACAUUGCCGUGUGGCAGUUCCAGCUCCCGUUCGCGGGGAAGGAGUCCAUCUCUUCAUGCAACACCAUCGAGUCAGGAAUCAGCUCUCCUAGCGUCUUGUUUUGGUGGGAAUACGAGCACAACAAUCGGAAAAUGAGCGGCCUUAUUGUGGGGAGUGCUUUCGGGCCUGUGAAAAUCCUUCCUGUCAAUCUUAAAGCAGUCAAAGGCUAUUUCACCUUAAGGCAGCCUGUCGUCUUGUGGAAAGAAAUGGACCAGUUGCCAGUCCACAGCAUCAAGUGCGUGCCACUGUAUCACCCUUACCAGAAGUGCAGCUGUAGCUUGGUGGUAGCCGCACGAGGAUCCUAUGUGUUUUGGUGUCUUCUCCUGAUCUCCAAAGCAGGUCUGAAUGUUCACAACUCUCACGUCACAGGCCUGCACUCCCUGCCCAUCGUCUCCAUGACUGCCGACAAGCAGAAUGGGACGGUGUAUACUUGCUCCAGUGACGGCAAGGUGAGGCAGCUGAUCCCCAUUUUCACAGAUGUGGCGUUGAAGUUUGAGCACCAGUUGAUUAAACUCUCUGAUGUGUUUGGCUCUGUGAGGACACACGGGAUAGCCGUGAGCCCCUGCGGCGCAUACCUGGCGGUCAUCACCACUGAGGGCAUGGUCAACGGCCUCCAUCCUGUUAACAAAAAUUACCAGGUUCAGUUCGUUACUCUCAAAACCUUUGAAGAGGCAGCUGCUCAGCUUCUGGAGUCUUCUGUCCAGAAUCUCUUUAAGCAGGUAGAUUUAAUAGACCUAGUACGCUGGAAGAUUUUAAAGGAUAAGCAUAUCCCUCAAUUUUUACAUGAAGCUUUGGAAAAAAAGAUUGAAAGCAGUGGGGCCACCUAUUACUGGCGUUUCAAACUCUUCCUCCUGAGGAUUUUAUACCAGUCGAUGCAGAAAACCCCUUCAGAAGCCUUAUGCAAACCCACCCACGAGGACUCAAAAAUCUUACUAGUUGACUCACCUGGGAUGGGCAAUGCUGAGGAUGAACAGCAGGAGGAAGGCACCUCUUCCAAACAGAUUAGUAAGCAAGGCAAAGACGGUGAUCCAGAGGACCCCACAGAGGACUCAGUCCCUCAAUCUGGGGAUACUGGAGGCCGAGAGCCAAUGGAAGAGAAACUCCUUGAAAUCCAGGGGAAAAUUGAAGCAGUGGAAAUGCACUUGACGAGGGAGCACAUGAAGCGAGUCCUGGGCGAAGUGUACCUGCACACCUGGAUCACAGAAAACACGAGCAUCCCCACCAGGGGACUCUGUAACUUCCUGAUGUCUGAUGAGGAGUAUGAUGACAGAACCGCACGGGUGCUGAUUGGACACAUCUCAAAGAAGAUGAACAAGCAGACCUUCCCUGAGCACUGUAGUUUGUGUAAGGAGAUCUUGCCGUUCACAGAUCGCAAGCAGGCCGUCUGCUCCAAUGGCCACAUUUGGCUCCGGUGCUUUUUAACCUACCAGUCCUGCCAGAGUCUGAUAUACAGAAGGUGUUUGCUCCAUGACAGCAUCGCUCGCCAUCCAAUUCCAGAAGACCCUGACUGGAUCAAGAGGUUACUGCAGAGCCCCUGCCCUUUCUGCGACUCUCCUGUCUUCUGAGUGUCCACGGUGGGAAGACAGAGAGUGUCAUCUAGCCUGAAGCACUGGGACGCGCUGGCGCAGGCCUGGCCUCCACAAGUGGAAAGGUGCCCUUGUGACGGUCGGUAAGCCUGGGAACUCCCUGCUGAAGUGCGUGCUCCAUCUCCAGGGACUACAGGAUAUCUGUAAAGGGACUGUGUGUGGAGAUCUUAAGUCAUUUUGAGAUGAACGUUAGCCCCCACUCCUACCACUUAUUUUUCAAGUGCUGAAGUAUCUUGACUGAAGCAGUUUGAACACAAUGGAUGCCCUGUUGUUUCUCAACAGAGUGACCUCUUCUAGGGAGUGUGGGUAAGGGCCUCGCUAGGCUGAAUUAGGCUUUAAUCCUGGCCCAGGUCUGGAACUGUCUCGUGGCUUCAAGAGGCUUUAGUUACCGGGCACACGGCACAUGGUGUCUAGCAGAUACUCAACUGUCUAAAACAGUAUGUGGGCCUGAUAUUUUGUUCUCAACAAAUAGCUUCAGAUCUGCAUCCCGCCAGUUUUUUUUUCGUGCGUAUUGAAACCAUUUUCUUAAAACUAUAUAUUUUUAAGAGGUUAAAGCCAAGACUAAAGUUAGUUUUAAUGUGUCGGAAGAUCAGGUGACUCUCGUAAUCGUGACUUGUUUUUUAACGAUCUCUCCCAUGUCGUCAGUUCUGCCCCAACUCCUCCAUGUGUAUGAGGGUGUCAUAGUAUUCCUGUUAACCUGUGUCAUACCUCUCUUCAGACUUAACUGUGAUGACCAGGUGAGAUGUUUGUACAUAGAGGAAAAAGAAUAUUCUCUCCUUUAUUUUCUCCUAGUAUUAAAACCCUUACUAUUUUUCUUGUUGACAUGUUCAGAUGUCUCAUUUCUAUCCCAAGUCUGUCUAGAGACUUCUAGAGAGCGCUGGACAGCUCAGAAUGUGGACCCUUGAGCCUUGGUGCUAUGGUGUAUGUGGCUGGGUCAACCAGAGCCUGGGAAUGCCUUCUCUCUGCAAAGAUCCUUGGUAUUUAUAACACAGGUAUUUUUCUGUGGGCUGUUAAGAGAUGUUAGACGUUAAUUGGUCUUAAAACCCAAAAUCAAAAAUAGACAUUCUAGAACUACAGUGUUCUUGGAUUUUUAAAUAAGUAUCUGAGGGAUUGGUGCUAAUUAUUAACAGGACUAUAAUGCCCGCACCUUGAGAAGGUGCCUGUUUCUGAGAAGUUGAAUAGGAAAUACAAAAUGUGAAAUUUAACUGAUACAAACACUUCUUCAUGCUUUUAUUUUUGUGUCCUUAGUGAAAGACUUUUGCCCUCACUGAGUAGUUGUUUUUUUCAGUCUCUCAGUCACGUCUGACUCUUUGCGACCCCACAGACUGCAGCCCGCCAGGCUCCUCUGUCCUCCACUGUCUCCCAGAGGUGACUUGCUGAGAAACUCUUAUUCUUUGGAGAGCGUGUAACGCAAGCACUGCUCCCUCCUAUAGUGUCUGCCUCCUAGUAUCUUCCCCCUCUGUCCAUACAUGUUGGAGACGGGCCUUUGUGAGGCGCUUCCAAACAGUCUGCUUGGAAAUGUCUUUUGUUUCCCAUUCAAAUUUU